This is a messenger RNA of Diospyros lotus (date-plum), 1120 nucleotides long. RefSeq names its product WRKY DNA-binding transcription factor 70-like. Gene Ontology annotation, biological process: regulation of DNA-templated transcription. Gene Ontology annotation, molecular function: sequence-specific DNA binding; DNA-binding transcription factor activity. The transcript has 3 exons. The record is from RefSeq and is a predicted model, not a curated record. The coding region runs from base 26 to 964 and encodes 312 amino acids. Lineage: Eukaryota; Viridiplantae; Streptophyta; Magnoliopsida; Ericales; Ebenaceae.
CUUGGAGAGGAGAAAUCAACUCCAUAUGGACUCGUCUGGCCCCGUCGGAAAAGCCAUCAAAGAGCUGAUUCAAGGUCAUGAAUCCGCAAAGCAGCUCAGAUCAAUCCUUCGCGACGCCCGAUCCUUGGCCGCUACCAAGGAUCUUGCCAACAAGAUUUCACGAUCUUUCGAGAACGCUAUUUCAAUAAUUUUGGAUGGCCAUGGUGCAGGCGAUCAGGUUUCCAAAACUCCGGCCAACUCCCUUACCCGUUCACCGUUCUCGGUUGGCUGGAAGUCCAAGGAUUCCGGCAAGUUUACCAAGAGCUUCGCCGUGAAAUACCGGAGAAGCUGGUACAAUAGAAGAAAUAAGGGCCAAACAUGGACAAAGCAUACCCCAACUUCAGUCGCUGACCAUUAUAAAUGGAAGAAGUAUGGACAGAAAGAGAUCGUCAAUUGCCUUCACCCCAGGAGCUACUACAGAUGCGCCCACAAGGAUGACAGGGGUUGCGAAGCCACCAAGCAGGUGCAGCAAAUUCAAAAUAAUCCAGCAGAAAUGUACAGAACCAUCUACCAUGGCCACCACACUUGCCAGAACCCAAUUAAGAAACCUCUUCAUGUCAUCAUCGAUUCUUGUGAUGAUCUCAGAGAGAACAAUUCGAAUGCAAUUAACUUUGGUUCAAGUUCAACCAGCCCGAAUACCAAACCCCAGGAGCCGUGUUUUCCAACCAUAUCAUUCAUAAAUCAACAGGAAAACGAGGGAAAGAUGUCUAGUUUGAAUUACCAGCUGCAGAACCAAGAAUUAUUAUUAGAAUAUAAUUUGCAGUCCUCACAGCUUAAUAAUGGUGGUGGAAGUGUCACGAUGGGGUUUGAAUCAUCUCAGUUCGGCUCAGUGUUGUCUUGGACGGCCGACAAUGGUGAUCUGAUCUCUUCUGGGGUGAACCCAUCAAGUAUGGCAAGUACUUAUAAUCAGGGUUUGGUUCUUUAGGUAUGAGUGACAUAGGGCAACCUUAUUAGCAAUGAUGGAUUCGUGUGAUUUAGGGCAACCUUAUUGGCUAUGAUGGAUUUGUGUUGUUAUGAAAUAAUACUGUUGGUGUAAUAUUUAGUAAACUAAGUGUGGUAGUAUAUAUGUAAUAACAUUAAA